CUAAGCACUCUUACGCGUGCAACGAGCUCUACGAGGUUCCCGGCGGUGACCUGGCUCAAGGCUCAAGCCUGUGUCAAGCCUGUCUCCUCAGGCUGCCCCCUGGGCGGCCGUGUGCGCGCGGGCGGGCCGUGCGAUGGCGGCUUGAGCACCUCUUGUCUCUGCAGUGGGUGGAGUCAGAUUUGUUGUGUGAGUACCCCUUGCUGUGUGGUGCCAUGACAACGCAAUUUUGUGCCUCGUCGACUUCUACUUUGUAUGCCAUGUCCUAUCCCGUUUCUUCUUUCCCAUCCUCGUCGUGGCGGCGGAGAGCGAGAAGGCUGAGACUCGCCAUGUUUCGACAAGCCCUCUUUGACAUCCAUACUCUGCAGUGCGUUCCAGUGGGGAUGCAGUCCCCAGAGGUGGUGCAGUCUCCAGCCGUGGUGCAAUCUCCAGAGAUCCGUGUGCUAGAGGCUCUGGGUGUGAUGACUGAGUCAUUCGACGGAGUCGCUAAACCCGAUGGGCCAACUGAUCGUGGGAAAGCUUUCUCGUCUUAUUCUGUUGCUUAUUCUCCAGAUGCGGUGCAGUCUCCAGAUGGUGUGCUGGGUUCUGUUUCUUUUCUUCCUGGUGUUCAGAAUGAGGAGCUGCAGGGCGAGGAGUUGCAGAAUGAGGAUUUGCAGAGUGAGGAGGUGCUGAAUGAGCAGUUGCAUUAUUCUCAUCAUAAAGAUUCUGUUGAUCCAGGUGUUCUGAAAGAGGAGUUGCAUGAUGAGGAGUUGCAGGGUGAGGAGUUGCAGACUGAGGAGUUGCGGAAUGAGUAGUUGCAGUAUUCUCAUCAUAAAGAUUCUGUUGAUCCAGGUGUUCUGAAAGAGGAGUUGCAUGAUGAGGAGUUGCAGGGUGAGGAGUUGCAGAAUGAGGAGUUGCGGAAUGAGCAGUUGCAUUAUUCUCAUCAUAAGGAUUCUAUGGCUUCACACCCUGGGAGUUCCACGACUGGGAGAUUAUCUAAUGCAGUUGUGAGUUCAGCAGUGACGGAGGACGAGUGUCAAGCUGCCAGGGACUGGGCCCUUUCCGGUGUCGAUGUCAGUGCCCUUUGGCGUGAGCUACACCGACUCCCGAGACAGGAGUUUCAGCGCAGGCGUGCACACAGGCUGCAAAUGGGAAUUGAAAGUUCCGAGGAGGAUGAUUUGCAACAAGGGGGUCCUCAGAGUUCUACUUCCAGGAGUGCAUUGACGCGGAGCGGCAAGAAGCAUCGGAAACGGCACAGAUGAUGCACAUGUGAUUGAUCCUGCACGUAUGUUUUUGACAUUGCGUUGCCUUUCUUCAUGCCUGUGUGCGUUGUCGUGCAUGCGCGUGUGUUGAACAAGAGCUUCGCCUGAUCCCUUAGGUCAUUCGUUGCUUCCUUGAUUUGAGUGCUCAUUGACCUUUGAACGUGACUUUCCGUGAUUUGUCACGUGGUGCCUCAAAGUAGGCCUUUGAUCUGGUCGACACCAGGUUUCACUUAGGCAUGGUUUCACACGUCCAGGUUCCACUUAGUCAUGGUGUCAAAGCACACUCGCUAUCUCAGUUCUCUUAGUUUCGUGUUCUUUCUCAGUGGUGUUGAGACGGUAAUCGCUGUAUAAACCAGUGGUUACUGUAUGGUCUCUCACUGCUUCUUGCUGCCUUGUACAGCUUCUUUGAUCAUCUUUGUCGUUUUGUAUUCUAGUGUAUUGGCAGUCUUGUGCAUAUCUGUACAGCUUCGCUGUUUGAUGCACCUCUGCUUUAAUCUUUGCAGCUUCGCUGUCUUCCUGUACAGCUUCGCUGUUUAGGUCCUUUGUGUUUAGGCCUGCUCCCAUGGGAGCUCGAACCGGCCUUCGCAAAAGACGCAAAAAAAGACCAGGUUGACGUUUCACCGCCGGUGCCAUGUUGUUGAAUUUCUUUACUUAACUCGAGCUGCAGAUGAACUUGAGAGUUUUUCCGCACGUAAGUCGGAAUGAAUCAUGAGGCGCGCUAGUCUAGAGUAUCUAGACGCUUGGCUUGGGUCUGCUAUAAGCGCAGACGCCAAACAACGAGUCAUACUAUUUGUGUUUUCCUUGUGAUGGAAUUCGUCUUCUGGACUGAACUCGAGGUGCAGAUGAGCUUGAGAGCUCGUAGACAUUCGGGAAGUUAUCAUCAUGCGCGCCAUUCGAAAGUAUCUGGACACCCGCGCUCAGUUUGCUAUUAGCGCUAGGGCCGAACACCGAUUCGCGCUCUGCUACUUCCAUGGAAAUGGUACUGUUUCCUUGGAUUUACUCGUGCUGCAGAUGAGCUACAAAGCUGUUCAGCACAGCAAUGGAAAGGGAAUCAUCAGGGGCAAUAUCGACAUGUAUCUGGACGUCUGAG
Messenger RNA from Prorocentrum cordatum, 2328 nucleotides. NCBI's taxonomy places the organism in Eukaryota, Dinophyceae, Prorocentrales, Prorocentraceae. The record is from the annotation of a GenBank genome assembly.